CAUUUUAAAUUCCCAGUCGCAAUUAUUGUCAUUUAUUAUUAUGAUAGGCGCCAACCGCAGGCGGUGUACCACGUGGCUCAUCCUGUCGCAUCCGGGCGGAGGGAGAGGGAAAUUGGGUCAGGAACGGUAAAGGAAAAGCGAACGGGACGUCUAUGCUCGACGAGCAUGAGGUCAUUUCAUCGUGUCUUGUAGAUCUCAUUUCCCAUCCAUCUCAUCAUCCCUGAUGUGAGAGUCCUUGUUUCAUCCUUAUUUCACGAGCAUCUAUGCUCCGCCGUUGGAUACGCUAAAAAGAUCAUGAUUCCGCUAAUACGCCGCGCACGACCCCACGCCCGCUGGACGGGCGAUGGGCCCCGCUCGUCCCUUGAGGACGACGAAGAGGUGGAUGGGCAUACCUAUCAGCAUUCGCGACAGUCUGGGAGCGGGAUAUUUCGAAUCACCGUGGUCAUUCCAACAUUGGUUUUCCUUACUGUCCUCGUUACGGGACUCAUGAGCAUGGCUGAGUCCAUGUCUUCUUCGUCGUAUUUGACAUAUAGCACCGUUCCAGGGUUCUUUCUCCAGGAUGAGCCAGAUACGGAUCCGAAUGCGUUCGAUUAUGUUGCUUCCAAUUUUGGCUUGAUAAACCGUACUUAUGACACAGAUGAGGAAUUUGAUCCUCACGGUGACAAGCCACAAUGGGAGCGGUUUGAGAAUAAAAUGCGCUCGUUGGCCCGUGACAGCGGUAAGGGAGUACAUUAUAAAGUCCUCUUCCUCGGACGCCAUGGUGAGGGAUAUCAUAAUGUGGCGGAGAGUUUCUAUGGGACUGAGGCGUGGGAUUGCUACUGGUCUCUUCAGGACGGCAACGAGACCUCAACUUGGGUGGACGCUCAUCUCACUGAAACGGGAAUUGCACAGGCAGAGACUGCUCAUCAUGCCUGGGAGAAGCAGAUUGAGAAUAAAGUCCCGGCGCCGGAAUCAUACUACGUUAGUCCGUUGAACCGUUGUCUAGCCACGGCGAGUAUCACUUUCUCGGGGCUUGAACUGCCCAAUAUCGAUCCAUUCCAGCCUACCGUUAAAGAGUUGCUCCGUGAAACGAUUGGCCUUCACACGUGUGAUCGCCGUUCCUCCAAGUCUGCCAUUGCAGAAGAAUACCCACACUACAGGUUCGAACCCGAUUUCUCGGACGAAGACGUGCUUUGGGACGCCAAAAGCCGCGAGUCAGAUUCCGCCCGCUCAGCACGUCUCCGAAAACUGCUCGAUGACAUCUUUACGAAUGAUGACAACGUAUUCAUUUCUUUGACUGCACACUCUGGUGCUAUCACGAGCAUCCUUGAAGUGAUUGGGCAUCGAAAGUUCCAGCUCGCUACAGGUGCGAUGAUACCCGUCGUGGUGAAAGCAGAGCGGAUCUCGGGGGAACAUCCUGAAGAACCGGUUGAACCACCAACUACAGCGCCGAAGUGUGAGAUCAAUCCUAUUGGGGCUUCUACUGCUCGUGGAGUCGCGGUCUCAACAAAGGCGUAAGAUGGCUGCAUAUGGAAGAAUCAAUGAUAAUAUCUGUAUUAUAUUAGUGCGAGCAUUCUCUCUUUUCUACAAAGUAGCGCGUAUAAAACCACCCCGUUUGUUGGCAAGGGCCCUCCAAUUUAUUUGGGCGACGAUGUAUCGCGAUAAACCAACUCAGGAUUCAGGAAUAUCGCGACUGCUCAACCGAUUUAGCAGAAGAACCUUGGCAUCAACCUUGACAUCUUCAAUGCGGUAUUUCUUGGCCAUACGAUGCAUACUUAUUCGAUGUAGCAAAGAAACAUAUUCACAUUGCAUAGUGACAUACUACAUAUCGCUUCUAGAUCAAUUAGCCGGAAAUGAAACCGUCAUUGCGAUGCAACGUGUACUUGACACUCGAAAUUCUUUCCUCCACCCCUGGGUUGAUCUGGAGUGAAUCGACAUAUGGCUGCUGCCUGUAAACGUUGAGGGGCUUUCUGCAUCUCUUGCCCAAUCUGGAAUGUCAUGUCCCAC
This is a messenger RNA of Paecilomyces variotii, 1986 nucleotides long. RefSeq names its product histidine phosphatase superfamily. NCBI's taxonomy places the organism in Eukaryota, Fungi, Ascomycota, Eurotiomycetes, Eurotiales, Thermoascaceae. The transcript has 5 exons. Gene Ontology annotation, molecular function: phosphatase activity. The coding region runs from base 295 to 1497 and encodes 400 amino acids. Gene Ontology annotation, cellular component: cytoplasm. The record is from RefSeq and is a predicted model, not a curated record.